Ornithorhynchus anatinus (platypus) is the source of this 8415-nucleotide messenger RNA. It is a transcript of the gene CACNA1H, whose product is annotated as calcium voltage-gated channel subunit alpha1 H. Gene Ontology annotation, molecular function: voltage-gated sodium channel activity; low voltage-gated calcium channel activity. The transcript has 35 exons. The annotation marks the transcript as partial. Gene Ontology annotation, cellular component: neuron projection; voltage-gated calcium channel complex; voltage-gated sodium channel complex. Gene Ontology annotation, biological process: calcium ion transmembrane transport; positive regulation of calcium ion-dependent exocytosis; neuronal action potential. Lineage: Eukaryota; Metazoa; Chordata; Mammalia; Monotremata; Ornithorhynchidae. The record is from RefSeq and is a predicted model, not a curated record.
GGCCCCGGCCGGUCGGUCCAGGAGUGCCCUGGGCCGGGGGCGCCCUCGGGCCGGGACCGUACGCCGCGGGGCCAGGGAUCCGAGGGAGAUCCCGUGCCCUACCCGGCCCUCGCCCCCACCGUCUUCUUCUGUCUUCAGCAGACCACCCGCCCCCGCAGCUGGUGCCUCGGACUGGUCUGUAACCCCUGGUUCGAGCACGUGAGCAUGCUGGCCAUCCUGCUGAAUUGUGUCACCCUGGGCAUGUUCCGGCCAUGCGAGGACGUGGAGUGCCGUUCCCAACGCUGUGCCAUCCUGGAGGCGUUUGACGACUUCAUCUUUGCCUUCUUUGCUGUGGAGAUGGUGGCCAAGAUGAUCGCCCUGGGGGUGUUCGGGCAGAAGUGUUACCUGGGAGACACGUGGAACCGCCUGGAUUUCUUCAUUGUUGUAGCUGGGAUGAUGGAAUAUUCCCUGGAUGGUCACAACGUCAGCCUGUCAGCUAUCCGGACCGUCCGAGUGCUCAGGCCCCUCAGAGCCAUCAACCGCGUGCCCAGCAUGCGGAUCCUGGUGACACUGCUGCUGGACACACUGCCAAUGCUGGGGAAUGUGCUGCUGCUCUGCUGCUUCGUCUUCUUCGUCUUCGGUGUCGUCGCGGUGCAGCUGUGGGCUGGCCUGCUAAGAAACAGGUGCUUCCUCGACAGCGACACUGCCAGGAGCCACAACCUGACAUUUCUGAAGCCGUACUACCAGCCAGAGGAUGGGGAGGAGAACCCGUACAUCUGCUCGGCCCACCGGGACAACGGCAUGCAGAAGUGCUCUGGCAUUCCCCGCUGGAAGGAGCAACGCCUGGAGUGCAACCUGAGUAUCGGGGAGGCCCCCGGCCCACAGGGCACCCCUCCAGGCACAGUCUCCCGGCACGCCUGUGUCAACUGGAACCAGUAUUACAAUGUCUGCAGGACUGGCGACGUCAACCCCCACAACGGUGCCAUCAACUUCGACAAUAUCGGCUAUGCCUGGAUUGCCAUUUUCCAGGUCAUAACCCUGGAAGGAUGGGUGGAGAUCAUGUACUACGUCAUGGAUGCUCAUUCUUUUUACAAUUUCAUAUAUUUCAUCCUGCUAAUAAUCGUGGGCUCCUUCUUCAUGAUCAACCUAUGCCUGGUGGUGAUUGCCACGCAGUUCUCAGAGACGAAGCAAAGGGAAAACCAGCUGAUGCGGGAGCAGCGGGCCCGAUCCCUGUCCAACGACAGCACACUGGCCAGCUUCUCCGAACCCGGCAGCCUCUAUGACGAAUUGCUCAAGUACCUGGGCCACAUUUUCCGCAAGGCCGAGCGCCGAGCGGGGCGCCUCUAUGCCCGCUGGCAGAGCCACUGCCGGAAGGUCGGCCCCGACGGACCAGGGGGCCGGGGCCGGGUGGGCCGGGGGCGGGGCCGGACGGCCUCCCCAUGCCCGCUUGCCCGGCACCACCACCACCACCAUCACCACCACCACCAUCAUCACCACCACCACUACCACCACUACCACCUGGGCAAUGGGAGUCCGGGCCCCGAGCUCCUGAGGUUGGAUGUGGAGGAGGACCAGACAGGAGGCCAGCUCGUGCUCCCGGUGCCAGCCCCCCGGCCUUGGAGCCCCCAGCCUGACUCCGCUUCUGCACGUAGCAUCUACCAUUCCAACUGUCAUGUGAUGGGGCUCGGGGAUGGUGGGAGGCAGGACCCCAGGCCCGACCCUCCGAGCGGCAGGAACUACCCAAUCAUCCUGCCUUCUGCCGCCACCAGACCGGCCAGUGGUGUCUCCGUGCCCAGCGUCAGGGGGACCCCAGGGAGCCCUGUGGCCGGACCCCAAAGCCCCACCCAACUGGAUGUGGACACUUGCAAGAAGCUGCGUUGGCCUGUCAGGGAGCCUGGUCCAGGCCAGACUGUGAAUGUCCCGUUGUCCACACUGAGCACUCCCCGUCCCCUGCAGCGCCUCCAGGAUGGCCUGCCUCCCUGUGACUCCCAGAGCUGCCCUCUCUGCUCCCGCCCCCUCGAGGACUGCGAGUUUGAAUUCAGUGAGUCGGGGAGCUGCGACUCUGACCCCAGUGGCACCUACGAGUUCACCCGCGACCUGAGGCGCCGGGACCACCGGGACCCGGUCCAGCGGACCGGCCGGUUGCGGGGCCGAACGGAGACACCGCAGAGGAGGAACAAGGCCAUCAGGCUCUGGCUGGCCUUUGGCCACAGACUGGAGCGGAUCGUGGAUAGCAAGUACUUCAACAGGGGCAUCAUGGCUGCCAUCUUGGUCAACACCCUGAGCAUGGGGGUAGAGUACCAUGAGCAGCCAGACGAGCUGACCAAUGCCCUGGAAAUAAGCAAUUCGGUAUUCACCAGCGUCUUCGCCCUGGAGAUGCUGCUGAAGCUGUUGGCGUGCGGCCCCAUCGGCUACGUCAAGAACCCGUACAACAUCUUCGAUGGGGUCAUCGUGGUCAUCAGCGUAUGCGAGAUCAUCGGGCAGGCGGACGGCGGCCUAUCAGUGCUCAGGACGUUUCGGCUGCUGCGAGUGCUCAAGCUGCUGCGCUUCCUGCCCGCCCUGCGCCGCCAGCUGGUUGUGCUUGUGAAGACCAUGGACAACGUGGCCACCUUCUGCAUGCUACUCAUGCUCUUCAUCUUCAUAUUCAGCAUUCUGGGAAUGCAUCUGUUUGGAUGCAAGUUCAGCCUCAAGACAGAUACGGGGGACACGGUUCCAGACCGGAAAAACUUUGAUUCUUUGCUCUGGGCCAUAGUCACUGUGUUCCAGAUCCUCACGCAGGAAGACUGGAAUGUGGUGCUGUACAACGGCAUGGCAUCCACAUCCUCCUGGGCUGCCCUCUACUUUGUGGCGCUGAUGACCUUUGGCAACUACGUGCUCUUCAACCUGCUCGUGGCCAUCCUGGUCGAAGGGUUCCAGGCUGAGGAAAAUGGACACAAGACCCCAGCCAGGAAUCUACUCCAUGUCCCCCUACUUUGGUUGCAGGGCGAUGCAAACAAGUCUGACACAGAUGAGGACAAAACAUCCGUCAAUGUGGAGGACGAUUUUGACAAAAUCAGCGAACUGUGGGCCUCAGUUACUCAACCUGGGUCUUGGCAUCAUCAGCCCCCAGACAUGAAACAUUUCUCUCUGUCUGUGAUGGGUAACGGUCACCUGGAUGGCCGGGGCAGCCUGCCCCCACCGAUGAUCCUGCACACGGCAGCAACCCCUGGGCCGACCCCUCAAGGCUCACCACAGCUGGACUCCGGGCCCGCCCUGCUUGGGCGCCAGUGGGCUGACUCCGCUUCCAAUAAUCCCCUGCACUGUGACCAAAGAUCCUCGGCCAGCCCGCGCAGCUCACCCUGUGCCUCUAGAUCUCCCUCUGGCCCCACUGUCAGCCGUCGCGCCAGCUGGAACAGCCUGGGCCGCCCGCCCAGCCUCAAGCGGAGGAGCCACUCGGGCGAGCGUCAGUCCCUCCUGGCCGGCGAGGGCAGGGGCAGUGCCGAUGAUGACGCUGACGACACCCUGCCUGGCGCCAGGCCACCACCCAUCCGCCAAGCUGAGUCUCUGGACUGCCGCCUUUUCAGUCCGCCCACCCCCGAGUGCCCCACCCCCAGCCCUGGGCCAGCCACUGACCACCAUGGCACCCACAGCCAGGCACUGCAUGGAAAUGGUGAGCUCUUUCUGCACCUGGAUGCCUGCAGGGACCAGGCCCUCGACUACGAUGAUGACGUGGAAGACGGCUUCUGCUUCAGGGUGCAUCAGGUUCUGGAUCGGUACAAGCCUGGCUGGUGCAAGAGUCAUGAAGACUGGUCCCUGUACCUGUUUUCCCCACAGAACCGGGUCCGAGUUAUGUGUCACAGAUUCAUUGCCCACAAGAUGUUCGACCAUGUGGUCCUGGCCUUCAUCUUCCUCAACUGCAUCACCAUUGCCCUGGAGCGGCCGGACAUCGACCCCAGCAGCACAGAACGGGUCUUCCUGAGUGUCUCCAAUUACAUUUUCACCGCCAUUUUUGUGGUGGAGAUGAUGGUGAAGGUGACAGCCCUGGGCUUCUUCUCGGGGGAUGACGCCUACCUGCAGAGUGGCUGGAACGUGCUGGACGGUCUGCUGGUGUUCGUGUCCAUCACGGACAUCGUCGUCUCCAUGGCGCCAGCAGGCGGGGCCAGGAUCCUGGGUGUCCUGCGGGUGCUGAGGCUUCUGCGUACCCUGAGGCCUCUCCGGGUGAUCAGCCGGGCUCCAGGCCUGAAGCUGGUGGUGGAGACGCUGAUCUCAUCUCUGAGGCCCAUCGGAAAUAUCGUUCUCAUCUGCUGCGCCUUCUUCAUCGUUUUCGGCAUCCUGGGGGUGCAGCUUUUCAAGGGAAAAUUCUACUACUGUGAGGGCUCGGACACAAAGAACAUCACCACGCGGGGAGACUGCAGCCUGGCCCACUAUCGCUGGGUCCGCAGAAAGUAUAACUUCGACAACCUGGGGCAGGCGCUGAUGUCCCUCUUCGUCCUGUCCUCUAAAGACGGCUGGGUAAACAUCAUGUACGAUGGGCUGGAUGCCGUGGGCGUUGAUCAGCAGCCCAUCCAGAACCACAACCCGUGGAUGCUCCUGUACUUCAUCUCCUUCCUGCUCAUCGUCAGCUUUUUUGUGCUGAACAUGUUCGUGGGCGUGGUAGUGGAGAACUUCCACAAGUGCCGGGAGCACCAAGAGGCUGAGGAGGCGCGCCGGCGUGAGGAGAAGCGGCUGCGACGUCUUGACAAGAAGCGCAGGAAAGCCCAGCGCCGGCCAUACUACGCAGAUUAUUCGCCACUCCGCCUCUCCAUCCAUACGCUCUGCACCAGCCACUACCUCGACCUGUUCAUCACCUUCAUCAUUGGAGUCAACGUCAUCACCAUGUCUAUGGAGCACUAUAACCAGCCCAAGUCCCUGGAUGAAGCACUGAAAUAUUGCAAUUACGUCUUCACCAUCGUGUUCGUCUUCGAGGCAGUCCUCAAGUUGGUGGCGUUCGGAAUCCGGCGCUUCUUUAAAGACAGGUGGAACCAGCUGGAUCUGGCUAUUGUGCUUCUGUCCACCCUGGGCAUCACACUGGAGGAGAUUGAGAUAAAUGCUGCUCUACCCAUCAACCCCACCAUCAUCCGCAUCAUGCGAGUCCUGAGGAUCGCCAGAGUGCUCAAGCUGCUCAAAAUGGCCACGGGGAUGCGAGCCCUGCUGGACACUGUGGUACAGGCACUGCCCCAGGUGGGGAACCUGGGCCUACUUUUCAUGCUCCUGUUUUUUAUCUAUGCUGCGCUGGGAGUGGAGCUGUUUGGAAAGUUAGACUGCAGCGAUGACAACCCCUGCGAGGGGCUGAGCCGGCAUGCCACUUUCUCCAACUUUGGUAUGGCGUUCCUCACCCUGUUCCGCGUCUCUACUGGAGACAACUGGAACGGAAUCAUGAAGGAUACGCUACGGGAGUGCCCACGGGAGGACAAGCACUGCCUCAGCUACCUGCCCGUCAUCUCGCCCAUCUACUUCGUCACCUUUGUGCUCAUUGCACAGUUCGUGUUGGUCAAUGUGGUGGUGGCUGUGCUCAUGAAGCACCUGGAGGAGAGCAACAAGGAGGCCAGGGAGGAUGCCGAGAUGGAUGCCGAGAUUGAGCUGGAGAUGGCACAGACCGGGCCAGGACCAGUUAGCCGCCGGCCCCGUGGGAGCCCCCCAGGCUGCAGGAUGUCCCAGCCAGCCCCGGAUAGGGCUGGUCUUCUGCAGGCAGGGCCGGAUGCCCAGAACCUCCGAGUCGUCCGCAAGAUUCCUGUCUCCAGGAUGCACUCUCUGCCCAAUGAUAGCUACAUGUUCCGACCUUUGGUGCCGGCCCAGGCCCCACGUCCGCUGCCUGAGGAGGACCCUGGGCCCCAGGACCUGGACAAUGAGCUCCAGGCCUCUCAGGUCCCGACAGGCUCUGGGACACCAGCGCACUCACAGCCUGAGGGGACCGGCUCGUCUCUGGCCCUCACUCCGAGAACAGGGUCCUUCCACUCCAAAAGCGGUGACCUCCCUGGGACCCAACUUCGCUCCCCCAGCCUCAGCCGCCUACUAUGCCGACAGGAGGCCGUGAGGACCGACUCGGUGGAUGGCUUACCGGCUGAAUGUGAAGAGGACCCACUGGGAUGCCCCGCUGAGGACAAACCACUCCCCUCCCCGCCAAGGGCCUCUUCUCCUGGGUCGGCUGAGAUCCCCAUACACCCGCACCCCUCCAGCCCCCAAGGCGAGCCGUGCGACCUGGCGGAUGAGGAAGUCAGCCACAUUAACAGCGCGGCGCGGGCGCGCGGGGUUCCAGGGCCAGCCAGGAGCCACUCGGCCUACACCUCCCCAGGCCCUGGCCCCCGGGCUCCCGGCCCUACCUCCAGCACCAGUGCCGGCAGCCUGGCCCAGGGCCCUGGGCAUGACCGGGACUUGCGCAAGUUCUACAGCGUCGAUGCGCAUGGCUUCCUGGACCAGCCCGGCUGGGCCGGCGACCAGCGGCGCCACUCCAUCGAGAUUUGCCCGGCCCGACCUGAGACCCCCAGCCCGUCCCAGCCCGAGGCAGACCCCGCACCUCCUGGUGGCCGGCGCAAAAAGAAGAUGAGCCCGCCUUGCAUCGCCAUCGACCCUCCCGGGGGCAGCCGGGAAGGCGGUCCCCAGCGCUCCCUGGUGACACCGGGGGCGGCACCCAUGGCGGCAGAGGCCAGCACUAUGCUGAGGCGGCGGACCCCGUCCUGGGAGCCUGGUGCCCCCCGGGGCCCAGCGGACCAGGCCGAUGCCCCACCCGGGGACCUGCUGCUGCUGCUGCCGCCGACCCGAGCCUGCCGCUGGGAGCGCCUGGCCGUCCCCCACUCGGCCUUCGAGUCACCCGUCCCCGGCACGGGGGACCGCUCCUCCGAACCCUGGCCCGGGGCACCCUCUGACAGGAGCCAGGAGACUCCGCCCAGGAGUCCCCACCCUGAGACACUGCCCCCAGAUGGAGGCGGGGCCCGGCCUGCAUAACCAAUGGGGCGGGGCCUGGGAAGGACCUGCCACAAGGAGCGGCCCAGAGAACGGACAGAGCACAGGCAUCGGGGCCAUCCAGGGGCGGGGCAGAGCGCAGGCUUCGGGGCCGACUGGGGCUGGGCAGGGCGUAGGUGUCGAGGCCGUCCGGGGCAGGAUGCCCAACCCCGAGGGGCGAUGCCCAGUCCGGGGAGCAGGAAGAGGCAGAGGACGUGGCCAGGGAGCCCCAGCCUGGGCUUGGACAAUUUUCUAGAGAAUAAUGAUGUUUUGCAUUCUCGCCGGGCUCCACGCUGGGGGCAUUUUCCAGUGUUGCACACGGGGAUCGUCCCGCUGACUCUUGGUUUUUCCUUAGGAUUUCUCUUUCUUUUCCAUUCAUUCCCCCCGAUGCCCAAUCCCCUUUCCCUCAUCUCCAUCCCUUGGGGGCAGGCAGCCUCCACCCAGCAGCAGCUGCAGCCAUCAUAUUUAUUGAGACCCCACUGGGGAUGGUGCCCUGUGCUAAAUGGUUGGGCAAAACAAAACUAAUCAGGGACACGGGUUCCCUGCCUGCAAGGAGCUUACGCUCCAACAAGGCUGCUCUGGGCUUUUGAAAGCAGUUGACAGUGCAAGCCAGAGCUAUUGAACCAAAGCCAGGGCUGGAACAAAUUCUCACCCUCUCGUUCUCCUCCUGAAGCCCUCUGUUUUGACCCUGUCUUCUCCCAAAUUGAAUUCGGGUCCUUGGAGAUGGAGCGGGGUGGGGUGGAGUGGUGCACAACAAUCAGAGGACGGCACAGAAGGUCGGGGGCCACCAUGGAGGGGAAUGGGAGCAGUCCAGAAGACGUGGCGUGAAUGUGCCUGAGACCUGUGUAGGGAUGGAAUUCUGCCUCCCUCUGAGACAAAGAUGUUUCAGCUGGGGAGGGGAGGAUUUAGCAGAAUUGUGACUGGCCAGGAACAAGGAUGCCAGCGUUUCAACUAAGUUCUGAGCACUUCCUGAGAGCACUGAGAGCACUGAAAACACUGUGCCAAGCUCUCGGGGGAGUACAAUAGAGUUAGUCAUCCCAUAUAUAGUGUUUAUAGGGCAGAACACUGUGCUCAGUGCCUGAGAGGGAACAGUAGAGAUAGAAGACACUGUCCCCAUUCUCAAAGCCAUGAUCCACGUCCUUCAGAGCCUGGGGUUUUGGCGGGGGGGGGGGGCAUAGGGGAGAAGCCCUCCACUAGGGGACCCCCAAAUUGAACAAGGAAGAAGACCCGAGGCCCAGCCCAUUGAGACAUCUUUGCUCUGAGAAACUUGGGGUGCCCGUUUCCAUCCCAUGUGGAGGGACCAGCGGAUCUAGCCCGCCAUCCAGUGAAGAGACUGCCCCCUCCCCCACCGCCUUGCGCUGUUACCCGUCCCCCUGACUCACAUUUACGCUCUCAUGUACUAUCUAGGGUUUCCUCUGCAUAUUCAUUCUGCAUCGACAGUGUAUCGCGCGCCGCACGUAUUAAACUGUACAAGCUGGA